Penicillium angulare is the source of this 1008-nucleotide messenger RNA. RefSeq names its product WD40 repeat domain-containing protein. Gene Ontology annotation, cellular component: Cdc73/Paf1 complex. Lineage: Eukaryota; Fungi; Ascomycota; Eurotiomycetes; Eurotiales; Aspergillaceae. Bases 1 to 1008 code for a protein of 335 amino acids. Gene Ontology annotation, molecular function: protein binding. The record is from RefSeq and is a predicted model, not a curated record. The transcript has a single exon.
AUGUCCUGGAAAAUUGAUGAAGACGACUACAAUUAUACAAACUUUACGAUUCCAAAGCAACCACCCAUGGUUGUGGCAUUCUUGACAACUACAGAUGAUGUGUUACUUGCUAUUGGGUACCGUAAUCAUCCGGUGCUAAUCUGGAAUGCAUCAGAUUCAGUUCUACAGGGCCAGUGCACAGUUAAAGCCAACAACGGAAUAGAUGGCAUGGUCUUCAAUCCAAAUCCCGAAAUCACUGUCCUAGUUGUGUCAUUUAAUGACGGCAGGUUAUGUCUAUUUGACUAUACAAAAAUGCUCUUGGUAUUUACAUUACCAGAUCAGUUCGCAAACUGCUUUGCAUGCUCGGCUGAUGGACGUAGCCUAGCAACAGGCAGUAACGACGGGGUCAUUGAAGUUUUUGACUUCGAUUAUCGCCAUGACGGAAAUCCAGUUUUGACCUCCAUCUACCAGAUCAGCGUUGAUUAUGAACCAAUUCGUGGUCUUGCAUUUAAUUCUGAUGGAUUACGAUUCGUUGACAUCCGCGACCAAAAAUGUCACAUUUGGGUGCCGACAGCCCUCGUGAGGACUGAUAAUGAGCUAAGCAGUAUCCGCGAUGCUACUGCCUUGAUCAAAGGCUCCGGAUAUUUGGACGGUUUUAGUGGCAGAACCAAAGCUUCCAAAGCGAUCCCUGGAAUAUUUGAUGACCCAGAGGAGUCAGAAAUUACUAGCUCAUUGGUUACGUCUGGAGACGGCCAGACAAUUAUCGCAGGAAAGAGAGGCGGUACUGUGACUCUUUUUUUUACUGCAGACGGGAAUGAGAUCGGGGAAUUAAAGCAAAAUGCAGUGGGGUUCUCCAUUUUGGCAGUCGCAUAUGCUGAUUCGCGUAAUAUGAUCGUAUCAGCGGACGAUUCUGGGAGAGUGAUAACGGGCGAACUAUCCGUGUCCCCAUCUUACCUUGCUGGUUCAUCUCGGCAACCCGGGCAAAAGGUCACGUUGAAAUUCGUUGUCAUUGAUCGUCGUUUUAGCUGA